AUGGCGGAGGACAGCGAGUCUGCGGCCAGCCAGCAGAGCCUGGAGCUGGAUGACCAGGACACCUGCGGCAUAGACGGCGACAAUGAGGAGGAGGCCGAGCACGCCAAGGGAAGCCCUGGAGGAGAUUUGGGAGCAAAGAAGAAGAAGAAGAAGCAGAAGAGAAAAAAGGAGAAACCAAAUUCUGGAGGCACCAAAUCAGAUUCUGCGUCUGACUCCCAGGAGAUUAAAAUUCAGCAACCUUCAAAAAAUCCAGCCAUUCCCAUGCAGAAGCUUCAGGACAUCCAGAGAGCAAUGGAGCUGCUCUCUGCAUGCCAAGGCCCAGCAAAGAACAUUGAUGAGGCUGCUAAACGUAAAUACCAGUUUUGGGACACACAACCUGUACCAAAACUCAAUGAAGUGAUAACUUCCCAUGGUGCCAUCGAACCAGACAAGGACAACAUCCGCCUAGAGCCAUAUUCUUUGCCCCAAGGUUUUAUGUGGGACACACUGGACCUUAGCAAUGCUGAAGUUCUGAAGGAGUUGUACACACUGUUAAAUGAGAAUUACGUAGAAGAUGAUGAUAAUAUGUUUAGGUUUGAUUAUUCACCUGAAUUUCUUCUGUGGGCGCUGCGUCCCCCGGGCUGGUUACCCCAGUGGCACUGUGGGGUCAGAGUGUCCUCAAACAAGAAGCUGGUAGGAUUCAUAAGUGCCAUCCCUGCAAGCAUUCGUAUUUAUGACAGUGUGAAGAAAAUGGUAGAAAUCAAUUUUCUUUGUGUUCAUAAGAAGCUGAGAUCCAAACGGGUCGCACCGGUACUGAUUAGGGAAAUCACCAGGAGAGUAAACCUGGAGGGAAUUUUUCAGGCUGUUUACACUGCUGGAGUGGUGCUCCCCAAGCCCGUGGCCACUUGCAGGUAUUGGCAUCGAUCACUGAACCCCAGGAAGCUGGUGGAGGUGAAAUUCUCCCAUUUGAGUAGAAACAUGACUCUGCAGAGAACAAUGAAGCUCUACAGACUCCCUGAUGCCACAAAGACUUCAGGCUUGAGACCCAUGGAACAAAAAGAUACUAAAGCAGUACAAGAACUAAUCAACACUUACUUGAAACAGUUUGAUCUGGCUCCUGUGAUGGAUGAAGAAGAGGUAGCCCACUGGUUCCUCCCUCGGGAUCACAUUAUUGACACUUACGUGGUAGAGGGCUCAAAUGGUACCUUAACCGACUUCCUGAGCUUCUACACCUUACCUUCAACAGUGAUGCACCAUCCUGUCCAUAAAAGCCUCAAAGCUGCCUAUUCCUUUUACAAUAUUCACACAGAGACACCCCUCUUGGAUUUAAUGAAUGAUGCACUCAUUAUAGCAAAAUUGAAAGGAUUUGAUGUGUUCAAUGCACUGGAUUUAAUGGAAAACAAAACAUUCCUGGAAAAACUCAAGUUUGGGAUCGGAGAUGGAAAUCUGCAGUAUUAUUUGUACAACUGGAGGUGUCCUGGCAUGGAAUCUGAAAAGGUUGGUCUGGUGUUACAAUGAGGACAGG
This is a messenger RNA of Indicator indicator, 1504 nucleotides long. It is a transcript of the gene NMT2, whose product is annotated as N-myristoyltransferase 2. The transcript is spliced from 12 exons. The record is from RefSeq and is a predicted model, not a curated record. NCBI's taxonomy places the organism in Eukaryota, Metazoa, Chordata, Aves, Piciformes, Indicatoridae. Bases 1 to 1497 code for a protein of 498 amino acids. Gene Ontology annotation, biological process: N-terminal peptidyl-glycine N-myristoylation. Gene Ontology annotation, cellular component: cytoplasm. Gene Ontology annotation, molecular function: glycylpeptide N-tetradecanoyltransferase activity.